AUGGCAGGGAAUCAAAAACGUUUAGAGGAAUUACAAACUAUUUUAGAAGAGCAAGUAAAAAAAUUUGAAACAAUGCAGAAAGAACGUGACAUUAAUAUUACUAAACGUCAACAACUUGAAGCGCAGUUAACAGAAAACCAAAUGGUUCAAAAGGAAUUUAAACUUUUGAGUGAUGAUGCUGCUGUCUAUAAACUUAUUGGUCAAGCAUUGAUUAAACAAGAUUUGAAUGAAUCUAAAGAUAAUAUAGAAAAAAGACUUGAAUACAUUGGAGGAGAAAUUAAGCGUGUGGAGAAGUAUCUUGAAGAGAUGCCAGAGAAGUUAAAAAAUCAACAAGAUGAGAUUAAAAAGACUCAAACGAUGAUUGGAGCUAUUCGUACAUAG
Molecule: messenger RNA, 381 nt
Organism: Strongyloides ratti
Lineage: Eukaryota; Metazoa; Nematoda; Chromadorea; Rhabditida; Strongyloididae
Product: Prefoldin subunit 6
Exons: 2
Coding region: 1-381 (126 amino acids)
Biological process (GO): protein folding; chaperone-mediated protein complex assembly
Cellular component (GO): prefoldin complex; cytoplasm
Molecular function (GO): protein-folding chaperone binding
Source: RefSeq, a predicted model, not a curated record